Molecule: messenger RNA, 1149 nt
Organism: Stegodyphus dumicola
Lineage: Eukaryota; Metazoa; Arthropoda; Arachnida; Araneae; Eresidae
Source: RefSeq, a predicted model, not a curated record
AUGGGCAGCCGUAAAAUAAAAGCCCUGUCAACAAUACAAAGACCUUUUGCUCUCAACAUCAGCAAGGCAUAUAGAACAACCGCGACAAAUGCAGCACUUGUGCUUACCGGGCUCACACCCCUUCACAUCAGGGCCAAGUUAGAAGCAAUAUAUGAGCGGGUAAUAAGAUUAAAGGAGAAUGCUGCACUCGGCACCACAGUCUUCAGCACGCUGCAGUACGAAACACCAGGCAGCACACAGCACGUGAACCCAGCACAUAAAAACUCGGGCAUACACGUCAAAAUAGCAAGGAGAUCUACGCCGCGAAUAGAGGAUGUACCAGUCGCCUCGCAAUUCUACACAGAUGGCUCCAAACAUGAUAACGGAGUGAGCUGUGCUUAUGCUUAUUAUGAGCAUGGUACACUUCACAGUCAAUGGAAGAGCCAUCUUGCAGCUCACAAUAGUAUCUUCCAGGCGGAGGCCUUAACAAUUGAAGCGGCAAUACAGUACGCACAUGACAUACAACUUGCACGAACAGAAAUCUGCACAGACAGCAUGUCAGUGCUGCAUCACACAUCUCCCAUAAUCCUGCAAAUCCAACAGACAUUGCAUAGCAACCAGCAAUCUAACAUCAAGCUAAAAUGGGUAAGAGGCCACUCUGGGAUCGCAGGCAAUGAGAUGGCAGAUCAACUGGCCAAUGAGGCAGCAACCAACAAUAAUGCACAGGCUGUCUCAGCACUAAUCCCGGCGUCAUUUUUAAAAAGACAACUAAGAGACAUAGGGAAUAAACAAUGGCAACACGAAUGGGAGAAUGGAGAUACCGGCAGAAGGACUUUCGAAUUCUACCCUGUAGUAGAUAAAGAACGCUUACAGGCCAUACCCCCUUUGAUGGAUAAAUACGUAACUGGCUUGAAAAGAAAAUUAAAUGAAGCAGAAGCAGAGGGCAAAAGAAAAGAUGAUGAAAAUAUCGGAAAUACAUCUUCGCAAAAUAGUAAAUCUAAAUAUAGAAAAUAUGAUCCAAUGUACUUAUUUACAUAUAAGGUUCUUGAUGGCUUUGUUAACAAUCCCGUCAUAACCGGCCACUUUCUUUGGGUUCAAAACAUCAAAACAAUCUUUUACUUGUCUGGAGGUGAUGAGAUUUCCUACGCUGCGACUAUUAGUAGCAAUUAA